This is a messenger RNA of Lycium barbarum (goji berry), 1182 nucleotides long. RefSeq lists its product as uncharacterized. Gene Ontology annotation, biological process: RNA processing. The transcript is spliced from 2 exons. The record is from RefSeq and is a predicted model, not a curated record. Bases 83 to 1087 code for a protein of 334 amino acids. NCBI's taxonomy places the organism in Eukaryota, Viridiplantae, Streptophyta, Magnoliopsida, Solanales, Solanaceae.
GGAGAAGGGAAAAAGUAAAAGCAGCGCAAAGAGUAAAACCACCUACAAGUCAAAAGUCCAGCAAUUUUAAAGUAGAAGAAGAAUGGGUAAGAAAUCAGCAUCAUCAAGAAAGAAAGGAGUUGGUGGUUCAAUUACAUUAAGACAAGAAUUAGGUGGCAUUGGGAAGAAGAAACAAAACCAUGUUAAUCCUAAAUCAAUGCUCAAAUUGGAACAUAUUAAGAAUCUUGCUACUUGGGCUAGUGGAGAAGCUUCCAUACCUUCACUUGCUGCAUUCUUUGGGCAGAGAUUAGCUGCAUCAGCUGACUUAUUGGGUGUUCCUCCUGGCCCUUCAUUAUUUACUUGUCAAAGGUGUGAAUCUAUCCUUCAGGCUGGCUACAACUGUACAGCACGGAUUGAGAAGAACAAAAGAAAGGCACGAAAGAAACGCAAGACAUCUGGUAUUCCCCCGAAGAACUGUGUUGUAUAUGAGUGCCAUUUCUGCUCGCAUCGGAAUCUAAAGAGAGGAACCCCGAGAGGCUAUGUAAAAACGCUAUUUCCUGCCAAACCAAAAACUUCAAGAGUAGACCCUGCUAAAUCAGCAACCCGAAAGUCUGAACAGUUGGAUACAUUAGGGGCCAGUAUUGAUAAGGCAAGAGUUAAUCCUACUGAAUCAGCAAUGCGAAAGUGUGAACAGCUGGAUCCGUUAGUGGCUUGUAUUGGCAAGGCACAAGUUGACCCUACUGAAUCAGCAAUACAAAAGUCUGAACAAUUCGAAGCUUCAGUAUCUAGUACUGAUAAAGAUAAUAAGACAGAUGUAGUAGUUUCAUCUGAAAUAGUUGGAGAUGAUCCUAUGGCUAGUCCUGCAACUCCGCUGCCAACAGUACCAGUUACGUCUUUGCUGGACUCGAAGAGGAAGAAAAGAAAUAGAACGGGGUCCAAGAAGAAAGUCGAACCUCGGGAUGGUUCAUCCAUGACAGAUGCUGAGAAAACUGUCGCAACAUCCAGUAAGCGAAAGAAGAAGUCUUGGACCAGUUUGAAGGAAAUUGCUGAAAGUCAGAGUAGCAAUAGCAGGAAGUUCUCCAACAUAUCUGUUCCAUUUAUUCUUUAAUUGUAAGAAUUGUAUCUGGUCCUGUGACAUUUACAAUUAAGACUUAAUGCAUUUACCCCACACUUUAAUUCUAGUUUGGAUUCUCUUUGAUUUAA